UCCGGCUACCUGCACGUGGAAACCCACUAACUUUAUUGCAACAUUUUUUAAUUUAAAAUAUUCACAUUUACAAUGGCAACGCCUUCUUUAAAUGAAGCCCAGUUGAAGCUGGUAUCGGAUUUAGAAUUAGAAAUGAUGGCAGAUAUGUACAACAGAAUGACCACUGCCUGUCAGAAGAAAUGUGUACCACCAAAGUAUAAUGAAGCAGAUCUAUCUAAAGGUGAAUCAGUGUGUUUAGACAGAUGUGUAUCCAAAUAUUUAGAAAUGCAUGAUAAUAUAGGAAAGAAAUUGACAUCUAUGUCACAACAAGACGAAGCUACUGUCAAGAAACUUCAGGAACAAAUGCAGGGCCAAAAACCUUAACAUAGACCGUUUUAAUAGUUGUGAUAUUACAAUUAAAGUAUUUAUACAAUGAAGAAAUGAACAAGAGAACACCAGGAGAAAGUGUUAUCAGUGCAAGGAAUAGCAGGCCAUUGAUAAAAGUUGAAUUGACUCGCUGUCAUCAGCUGAUCUUGUGUUAUAGUUUGCAAAGGUGGCGUUUGGUUAACUGGACAUUCAGUUGACAAUUGUUUUUAAAAAAUUCACUAGACAAUCAAUAUUAAAUUUAUUAUAUUACUAAAAAUUCUAAAAUUUUAUUACUACAGUCACAACAUUUUUCUAGUAAAAUCUCUGGUUGAAAUUUUCACUGAUUUUGACCAUGAAACCUGUGUUGUUAGCGAAUUGAAAAUUACUGUCAGAUGAGACAUUGUCACUUUCUCAGUUUAUUAAAUAUUAGUCUUUUAACAUUAGAGCGUGACUAAUCCAGUAUGUAAAUGAUGCUAUAGAUUGUACAAGGCAUAGCACUACAUGUACUAAAAGAUGCAUAUAAAAUGUAUCUGAGACAUUAUGUAAACCAUGUUAAUAAGUAAGCCAAUAUUAUUAACUUAAAUGUAAACAUAAACAUUUUUAUAGCCCUCUCUCCCCCGAAAAAAAACCCAACUAAAAACUAAAUUGUUUGCAACAUAUUAGGACAUUACAUGUUAUUAAAAAUUUCCUUUUCAAAAACAAAAUUAUGCAUUUUCAAAAUUUGUAACCUCUACUGUCAUGACUGUACCAAGUUUGGUAGUUGGUACAUGUAUUUUCAGUGAUCAUUGUGUCCUUCAAAUAUUCUGCUGAAUGUAUUUUGCUCAACAACCUUUCUUUUAUCUGAUACUUUAAUUUCUUUAAUAACUAAUGUCAUUGUGCACUUGUAUGUAUUUUUAAGUCUUCUUGCAUAUUUUUUCAGUUUUCUUCUGGAUUAAUAGUAUAAAUAUCUUUAACUUGAUUUAUUCAGUUUCAUAAUAACUGUUGUAGAUCACAUUUAUUUAUUUCAAAACUGAAUGGGUAUUGAUCAUGUUGAUUGACAAAAUGAUUGAUGUGAUUUUUUUCAAAAUUUCAACAAUCCUGUACUAUGACUCAAACAAUUUUCAAUGGUCUCUAUUGUUUGAUAACAUGUAUAUUGUGAUUGAAAUAAUGUUUUAUAUAUCAAGAUGUGUUGUAACUUGAUCAUGAGUAAAUAUUUUUUAAAUUUAUAUUUUGAAUUUAGUUCUUUUUGUAUCAGAACACAAUGUUGAAGUUAACCACAUCAUGCAGUUUUUGUUUUCAUUAAUGUCAUGUGUUCAAUAAAUUUUGUCUACAGGUA
Messenger RNA from Mytilus californianus (California mussel), 1660 nucleotides. Its product is annotated as mitochondrial import inner membrane translocase subunit Tim10-B-like. The record is from RefSeq and is a predicted model, not a curated record. Gene Ontology annotation, cellular component: mitochondrial inner membrane. The transcript has 2 exons. Bases 73 to 363 code for a protein of 96 amino acids. Gene Ontology annotation, biological process: protein insertion into mitochondrial inner membrane. Lineage: Eukaryota; Metazoa; Mollusca; Bivalvia; Mytilida; Mytilidae.